Baudoinia panamericana UAMH 10762 is the source of this 1965-nucleotide messenger RNA. RefSeq lists its product as uncharacterized. Lineage: Eukaryota; Fungi; Ascomycota; Dothideomycetes; Mycosphaerellales; Teratosphaeriaceae. The coding region runs from base 72 to 1706 and encodes 544 amino acids. Gene Ontology annotation, molecular function: heme binding; iron ion binding; oxidoreductase activity, acting on paired donors, with incorporation or reduction of molecular oxygen. The transcript is spliced from 2 exons. The record is from RefSeq and is a predicted model, not a curated record.
CACGCCCUCCACAAGUACUGAGCAAGCAUCUCCCUUUAAGACAUCUUCAUCUACACCAAGUGCUGAAAGCUAUGGAAAUAAUUGAAGCGAACAACGUCUUCCCCGGUUGGAGCACAUAUGUAGCGAAGGCGGCACCAUUGUUGGCCGUUCUUCUGAUCAUUGUCAUUGUGGGCCUCCGUACUGGUAAGACUCGUUCCUCUGGAGAUGGCCCGCAAGAACCUCCGGUCAUCUCAUCAACACUGCCAUGGAUCGGGCACUUGCUAGGAAUGACCUGGUACGGACCGUCGUACUACCAGCAAGUGAAUACCCAAAACUAUCCCAUGUACACUCUACCAACGCUGAACAGUCGAACAUACAUCGUUACAUCGCCAAGUCUCGUUGCAGCAGUGCAGCGCAACACCAAGACAUUAUCUUUCUACUCGGUUAUCGUCGAGGUUACUCGGCGAAUGUGUGCCUUUGACAAGGAUGCCACGAAGAUCAUCUUCCACAAUAUGAACCAGGAGCAUGGGCGGGACGGGUCAUUGAUGGCCGUCGUGCACGACAUGAUGAACGCUCACCUCUCACCAGGUCCAGGACUAGACGAGAUUACUUCAGUACAGCUGCAGCAGAUGUCAAUUGUACUCAAUGACAUGGCGAUGGAGGGUGCUCAGACGAUCAACCUCUACGCAUGGAUGAAGCACGUCCUGUCCGUUUGCAACGGCUAUGCCGUGUACGGACCCGACAACAUCUUCGCUACGGAUCCUUCUCUCGAACGCGAUUUCUGGACGUUCGAGGAAGGCAUGCUGGGUCUUGUUAUCGACUUUCUCCCGUCUAUCACAGCGCGCAAAGCCCACCUCGCCCGCAUGAGGGUGCUCAAGGCUCUGAUACGCUACGUCAGGGAGCAGCGAUACCGCAAGGCGUCACCGCUCAUCAGAGAGCGUAUUGCCAUCAACCAGUCCUUCGGCCUGUCUACAGAGAUGAUCGGACAUGGAGAGCUGGUCUUACUGUUCGGCAUCUUGGGCAACGCUGUGCCGUCAAUGUUCUGGAUGAUCGCACACAUCUUCUCCCGGCCGCAGCUGUUACAGGAGCUCAGACAUGAGAUAGAAAGUCGGCUUGAUCUGACCUCGCAAGUUCCGGUAGGCGGGACACAGGAGGAAACCCGAACGGUGAUACUCUCCGCCGCUCAGGUCAAGGCAUGCCCGCUCCUGUAUUCGUGCUACCGCGAAACAUUGCGCGACAUCUCCAACGCGAGCUCGCCCCGACUGGUGUUAGAAGACACUUUGCUGGCAGACAAGUACGUACUGCGCAAGAACUCUAUCGUCCAGAUACAAGGCGGCGUUCUCCAUCAAGAUCGCACGCUCUGGGGCGAGGACGCAGCAGACUUCAACCCACAGCGCUUCGUAACCCCAGCCAGCGGCGAUUUCGAUUCCACUCAGAGAACAUAUGCGACGCUGCCGAAAGGCGUUCCGCCGACGGCGUUUCGGGCAUUCGGUGGUGGCAGCACACUCUGUCCAGGGCGCCAUCUGGCGCAAGCAGAGAUUAUGACCUUCGUUGCUGCUCUCAUUCUCGGAUUUGAUAUCGAGUCAGUGGACGACGACUCCUUGAAGCUUCCAAUGAAGGACGAAACGAGCACGAGGUUAGCGAUGAUGAUGCCAACCAGCAAUGUGGAAGCGAGGAUCAGUCGGAGGAAAGGAUGGGAGAAGGUUUGCUUUGAGAUGACAUUAUGAACGCAGCAGGCUCCUUUGGCAUUACGAGUCCGAAAGGGACUAUCUGCAAAGGCCUCGGGCCUGUAUCAGAUGUGAUUCUAAUGUAGGCGUUGGAGCCAUCGAAGGUGUAGUCGAGACGAUGUUGGGCGAAGCUUGGGUUGAAGCUUGACACCAUGACGCUGCACGGUUCGUUAGCGUGCCUAAGCGCUGGAAACUUCACCUCCAGAGUGUAAUGGUGUCGUAUUGACCUACGGCAUUCAGUCGCGCUGGAAAACGGGUC